Messenger RNA from Radiomyces spectabilis, 712 nucleotides. RefSeq lists its product as uncharacterized. The record is from RefSeq and is a predicted model, not a curated record. The transcript has 4 exons. Lineage: Eukaryota; Fungi; Mucoromycota; Mucoromycetes; Mucorales; Radiomycetaceae. The coding region runs from base 65 to 589 and encodes 174 amino acids.
UUUUUUUUUUUUUUUCUCUAAUCACUUUCUCGAUUAAUCUGCGAGUGCAACUGCCCUUGUCAUUAUGGGCUGUUGCGGGAGUAAAGAAGAACGUAAUGAGGACGAUGUCAACGCGCCAUUACUGAGCGAACCUUCCAAUGGCGAAAAUCGAAUGAACUACCAGACCUAUGAAAUUAUUGAUGUCCAGAAAGAGCAAGAAUUUUGGAACAAUGUGAUAGAACGCACAACACGAAACCUUAUAGAUAUAUCGAGUUCGCAAGCUGAUCCGCUGCAGAGAGCAGAUAUUCAGGAACGUGUCGACAAGUAUCGCGAUUUGCUGGAUCAAAUUACCGAGCCCGUCAACACCAAACCAUCCAAACAACAGCAACAACAGCAGCAACAACAGCUGAUACGGCCUGUCGAGCACGCCUCACCCUUUGAAUUACUAUCCAACGCCAAGCCAAACGGUGGUUUAUCCGAGGACGAACUAGACUCGCUUUAUCAAACGAUGAACGAAAUCUACGAUACCUUGCAAUGUAUCAAAGUUGAACCUGUCGGCAAUAUGGUCGUCAAUCUCACACUUAACGAUAACUCUGUCCGCGCUUCCUAAUCUCUUCAUCCAUCCAUUUCAAGCCUUGCUUUUAUCUUUUUUUCUCGUUGGAAAAAGAAGGGAAAAAAGAAAAAGGAAAAAAAACAAGUACUCUCAUGCUAAAAUAAAUAUGAAUAUCCCACC